This is a messenger RNA of Trichosurus vulpecula (common brushtail), 4558 nucleotides long. RefSeq names its product RAS protein activator like 2 (gene RASAL2). The coding region runs from base 1 to 4248 and encodes 1415 amino acids. The record is from RefSeq and is a predicted model, not a curated record. NCBI's taxonomy places the organism in Eukaryota, Metazoa, Chordata, Mammalia, Diprotodontia, Phalangeridae. The transcript has 19 exons. Gene Ontology annotation, biological process: regulation of GTPase activity.
AUGAGCAUCUUUAGAAGGCAGAAAAAUCUCCGUCCUUCAGGCUAUCAGAGAUCUUUAUCAGAACCUGCUGAUGGUCCAUUAGGAGGUGGAACUGGUUUAAAAAAUUGUCAAUGGUGCCGUCCAGCAAAAAGUAAGAAGAGGACUUAUGAGUAUACCGAUUCUGAUCUGGGAAAACCACUGGGCGCUUAUAGGUGGCAGACACAUCCCAGUCUUCGGUGGAAAGGGAGCAAAAGAAAGAGAUCACAGAGUCAAAGAAGUGAUCACGACAAGCCACAGUCCUUUGAGGGCCUCCUGAAUACAGUCCACAACAAUGUUUGUACUGAUGAUAUUUGUGGAACGCCAACAGCGAACCAAGCUGGUGGCACCAGAUCAUUUCGGAUUCCCUUCACCAGAUCGCUUUCUGAACCUGCACCCCAUUGCAGUAGCAGACCUGCAAGGUCACUUCUGACUUCAAUAAGGUCAGAGAAUUCAGAGCAAGAAGGAUAUUUCACUCGUGGUAUUUUCUCUACUCUGUCCAGUGGCUUCUCCCGAAUGCUGAGUCUAAAAGGAGAAUCCAGCAGUGAGCCAAUGAAAGAAGAUGUGAAAGGGCCACCCACUCACCGUCUGUCAUGUGGCCAGUCUCCCUACACUGAAACAACAACAUGGGAGCGGAAGUAUUGCAUACUCACAGAUAGCCAGUUGGUGUUGCUCAACAAAGAGAAGGAGAUACCAGUGGAGGGGGGACAGGAGCAGCAGACAGAUUCCACCAAAGGAAGAUGCCUAAGGAGAACUGUCAGUGUUCCCUCUGAGGGUCAGUUUCCUGAAUACCCACCAGAUGGCGCAGCCAAACUGGAGGUGCCAGCAGAAAGGUCCCCACGAAGACGGAGCAUCUCAGGGACCAGCACAUCAGAGAAACCCAACUCCAUGGAUGCUGCAAAUACUUCACCAUUCAAAGUACCAGGAUUCUUUAGCAAGCGCUUGAAAGGCUCCAUAAAGAGGACCAAAAGUCAAUCGAAACUUGACAGGAACACGAGUUUCCGGCUCCCAUCACUUCGCAACACAGAUGACAGGUCUCGUGGACUGCCCAAGCUAAAAGAGUCUCGUUCCCAUGAAUCUUUGCUCAGUCCAUGCAGUGCUGUAGAAUGUCUGGACCUUGGCAGAGGGGAGCCAGUAUCAGUCAAACCACUACAUAGCAGCAUACUUGGCCAAGACUUCUGCUUUGAGGUAACCUACUUGAGUGGAAGUAAAUGCUUUAGCUGUAAUUCAGCUUCAGAGAGAGACAAGUGGAUGGAAAAUCUACGCCGGACAGUGCAACCCAAUAAGGACAAUUGUAGAAGGGCUGAGAAUGUUUUACGGUUAUGGAUUAUUGAAGCCAAGGACCUGGCCCCCAAAAAGAAGUAUUUCUGUGAGUUGUGCCUUGAUGAUACUCUUUUUGCUCGUACAACUAGCAAGACCAAAGCAGACAAUAUUUUCUGGGGUGAACAUUUUGAAUUCUACAGCCUUCCCCCACUCCAUAGCAUCACAGUUCACAUCUAUAAGGACAUGGAAAAAAAGAAAAAAAAGGACAAAAAUAAUUACGUAGGACUUGUCAACAUACCCACAGCCAGUGUGACUGGCCGCCAGUUUGUGGAAAAAUGGUACCCUGUGAGCACACCUACACCAAACAAAGGAAAGACCGGAGGUCCUUCUAUUCGGAUUAAGUCACGUUUCCAGACUAUCACCAUUCUACCCAUGGAGCAGUACAAAGAGUUUGCCGAAUUUGUCACCAGCAACUACACCAUGUUGUGCUCUGUCCUAGAGCCUGUGAUCAGUGUGCGGAACAAAGAAGAACUGGCUUGUGCCUUGGUGCACAUUCUUCAGAGUACUGGCAGGGCCAGGGACUUUCUGACAGACCUGGUGAUGUCUGAGGUGGAUCGCUGUGGAGAGCAUGAUGUAUUGAUCUUCAGGGAGAACACAAUUGCCACCAAGUCCAUUGAGGAGUACCUGAAGUUGGUGGGACAGCAGUAUCUCCAUGAUGCACUUGGGGAGUUCAUCAAGGCUCUGUAUGAAUCAGAUGAGAAUUGUGAGGUGGAUCCCAGCAAAUGUUCAUCCAGUGAACUAUUUGACCACCAAAGCAACCUGAAAAUGUGCUGUGAGCUGGCUUUUUGCAAAAUCAUCAACUCUUACUGUGUUUUCCCCCGUGAAUUGAAAGAAGUGUUUGCAUCUUGGAAGCAACAGUGCCUGAACAGGGGCAAGCAAGACAUCAGCGAGCGUCUCAUCAGUGCUUCACUGUUUCUCCGUUUCCUCUGCCCAGCUAUCAUGUCCCCCAGCCUUUUCAGCCUUAUGCAGGAAUAUCCGGAUGACCGGACAUCUAGGACUUUGACGCUAAUUGCCAAGGUUAUUCAGAACCUUGCAAAUUUUGCCAAGUUUGGUAACAAAGAGGAAUACAUGGCUUUCAUGAAUGAUUUCUUAGAACAUGAGUGGAGUGGAAUGAAGCGCUUUCUGCUGGAGAUUUCUAACCCAGACACCAUCUCAAAUACCCCUGGCUUCGAUGGCUACAUUGAUCUGGGCAGAGAGCUUUCGGUUUUGCAUUCCUUAUUAUGGGAAGUUGUUUCCCAACUUGAUAAGGGUGAAAAUUCCUUCCUACAGGCGACUGUGGCAAAAUUGGGACCACUUCCUCGUGUUCUCGCUGACAUUACUAAGUCUCUGACUAAUCCUACACCAAUACAGCAGCAACUGAGACGUUUCACUGAACAUAACUCCAGCCCAAAUGUCAGUGGCAGUCUCUCCUCAGGCCUGCAGAAGAUAUUUGAGGACCCCACUGACAGUGAGUUGCACAAAUUAAAGUCUCCAACCCAGGAAAACACAGAUAGCUAUUUUAGAGGUAAAACAUUACUGUUGGUUCAGCAGGCAUCCUCCCAAAGCAUGACUUACUCAGAAAAAGAUGAAAAGGAAAAUGGACUUCCUAAUGGAAGGAGCAUUUCACUUAUGGAUCUUCAGGACCCCCAUGCUGCCCAAAUGGACCACGCAUCCAUCAUCCUGGAUGUGCCCAUGCGUUUGACUGGCAGCCAGCUUUCCAUAACCCAAGUGGCCAGUAUCAAACAACUCCGAGAGACACAGAGUACCCCACAGAGUGCACCCCAAGUGAGGAGACCUUUGCAUCCCGCCUUGAGCCAGCCAGGCAGCCUCCAACCCCUGUCCUUCCAAAACCCAGUUUAUCACCUCAACAACCCCACCCCAUCCAUGCCAAAGGCCUCUGUGGAUUCCAGUUUGGAGAACUUAAGCACUGCCAGCUCCAGAAGCCAAAGUAAUAGUGAAGAUUUCAAACUCAGUGGACCCAGCAACAGCAGCCUGGAAGACUUCGCCAAGCGCAGCACCCAGAGUGAAGACUUUUCUAGGAGGCACACAGGGCCAGAUAGACACAUACCUCUUGCACUUCCACGGCAAAAUAGUACCGGGCAAGCACAGAUCCGCAAAAUGGACCAGGCCGGGCUGGGCGCCCGAGCCAAAGCCCCCCAUUCCCUGCCACACAGUGCUUCCCUCCGGAGCACAGGAAGCAUGUCAGUAGCUUCUGCAGCCUUAGUGGCUGAGCCUGUACAGAAUGGAAGCAGGUCCCGGCAGCAAUCCUCCUCCUCCAGAGAAAGUCCCGUCCCCAAAGUGAGAGCAAUCCAGCGGCAGCAGACACAGCCGGUUCAGUCACCUGUGGACUCUGCCACAAUGUCUCCAGUGGAAAGAACGGCAGCCUGGGUUCUGAACAAUGGACAAUAUGAAGAAGAUGAAGAAGACCCUGAGCAGAAUCAAGAUGAUGUCAAGCAUGCUGAGAAGUACGAACAAGAAAUCGCGAAGUUGAAGGAACGCCUGAAAGUGUCGAGCCGGAGGUUGGAGGAGUAUGAGCGAAGGCUCCUGGUGCAGGAGCAGCAGAUGCAGAAGCUGCUGAUGGAGUACAAAGCCAGACUGGAGGACAGCGAGGAGCGUCUGCGCAGACAGCAAGAAGAGAAGGAUAGCCAGAUGAAAAGCAUCAUCAGCAGGCUAAUGGCUGUUGAAGAGGAGUUGAAGAAGGAUCAUGCUGAGAUGCAGGCAGUUAUUGAUGCAAAGCAGAAAAUCAUUGAUGCACAGGUCAUAAAUGGGGAUGAGAUUAUUCAGACAGGAAAAGCGGAUCGUGUCCCUGGAUUCAGCCAAUACACGGCUGAUGAGUGCCCUAACCCAGGUGAAGGAACGCUACAGCAUGCAGGUCCGCAAUGGCAUCUCUCCCACCAACCCCACCAAGCUUUCCAUCACGGAGAAUGGUGAAUUUAAAAACAGCAGCUGCUAACCAGCUCUCCUGAAGAGACAGUGGAGAUUAAAAGAAAUUGUAUUGGAAAAUACAAACCCAUUCCCUUAUCCCUAGCCCUUCACCCUGCCCCUCCAGGUUUACAGAAUGCUGCUAAAUUGGAAUGGCAACAUAAAGGAACUAUUGAGUGGUGAAAGAAACCAUCUCCUUUAGGGCAUAAGACUAGAACUAUAGAGUUGAUGCUCUUUUCCCGUAUCUCUUUGUACAUAAGGAACUCAGUUCUGGGCCAUGUACAGAAAACGCCACUGUAAUAUACCAAAAGGAAGUUAA